Molecule: messenger RNA, 519 nt
Organism: Corylus avellana
Lineage: Eukaryota; Viridiplantae; Streptophyta; Magnoliopsida; Fagales; Betulaceae
Source: RefSeq, a predicted model, not a curated record
AUGGGCAUAAAACUCCUUGCAGUUUCUCUCCCUCUCCUUGUGAUCUCAAUUGCAGUGAUCUCAACAGCAGCCGACGAGAAAGGCGAGCCCCUGAUAACGAAAACUUGCGGCGGCACGGAGUUUCCCGACGUUUGCACCUCAGCUUUGGAGUCGGAUCCUCGGAGUUCGAGUGCAGAUGUUAAGGGGCUUUCAAGGAUUGCCUUGGAGUUCAGUGCAACAAAGGCAAAAGAGGCUGCCGGAGUUGCCUAUAAGUUGAUGCAAAAUUCAUCCGACUAUGGGGAUUGGUCGAAGAGAACAACAUGUUUCGAUGGUUAUAACUUCACCGCAGAUAGAAUUAAAGGGGAGGGGCUCCAAUAUUUUGAGGAGGGGAAGUAUGAGAAGUCACACCAACCUGUGAAUCUUCUUACUGAUGACAUAAAAUUUUGCACUAGCUUUGGUGUACCACAGUUGGUUGAAACCAACACAAUGCUUUCCAGGUUUACUAGUGUUGUAAAGACCAUUUUACAUCUCCUUUUCUGA